This is a messenger RNA of Helicoverpa armigera (cotton bollworm), 6413 nucleotides long. It is a transcript of the gene E2f1, whose product is annotated as transcription factor E2F2. The transcript has 10 exons. The record is from RefSeq and is a predicted model, not a curated record. Gene Ontology annotation, cellular component: RNA polymerase II transcription regulator complex. Bases 504 to 1967 code for a protein of 487 amino acids. Gene Ontology annotation, biological process: regulation of transcription by RNA polymerase II. Gene Ontology annotation, molecular function: RNA polymerase II cis-regulatory region sequence-specific DNA binding; protein dimerization activity; DNA-binding transcription factor activity, RNA polymerase II-specific. Lineage: Eukaryota; Metazoa; Arthropoda; Insecta; Lepidoptera; Noctuidae.
AUGAAGACGCUUCGCUUCUCUGAACCGGUCGAACAAUGGAAAUUCAAAAAUUCGUUAUAUUUUUUAUGGCUUCUUCAACGAGGGGAGGAAUUUGGAUCGUGAAGCGGCGUCCGCUAGGGGUUGCUCGCUCGGCCGCUUCGCGCCUGCGCACGUAGUUCGCGCCACUGCUACGUCGCUUGCAAGCCAGAUGUUCUGAAAAGCUUCCUGUCGCCGUUCUAAUGCUCCGCAUUUUUAUCUAUUAAGUUAUUGUAAAAUGUGGACUAGGACCUUUUUAUUAUUUUAUUUAAUGAGUGAAGUAAUCAGUGAAUAAAUAUCAUGUGUAUUGGAUAAACUGUGUGUAGUAACUUAAAAUUAUCGAGCGUCUCGAUGUCCACGAGUUCACUCGGGACCAACAAAGCGGCGGACAUUUUAUUUUGAGUACUCGAUAAUGUAGCGUUCGCGUCGAAAACAUUAAUGUCGUUUUAUGGUUAUAAAUUCGGAUAUCGUUCGCUUACACCUUUUCGAUGCCGAGAGGGGUGAAGCGAGGGCCGGCGGAGGGCGAGGCCGAGGUGGUGGUUCGCGCUACAUCCUCUCCUUCGCAUACCACGCUACUGGACGACAGCCCUAGCCAGCCCAUCAGCUAUCAUCUGCUCGACCAUGGCUACGGCGCCACGCCACAGCAUCAGAUCAGGCGCGAGGCGCCUACGGCACCGCCGAAGACGUCUGAAGCGGUGAAAAGAAGACUGAACCUGAGUGAGAGCAGUUCCGGCAGUCAGGGUCACGUAGUGCCCAUGAAAGCCGACUUCAAGACGCCCAAACAGAAACGCGUCAAAGUUCUCACGCCGUACAGUCGACCGUCCAGUUCUAUGAAAAAGUACACCGAACGUUCCAGGUUUGACACAUCAUUAGGUUUACUCACAAAAAAGUUCGUUGCGUUGCUGAAGUCUUCGCCCAAUGGCGUCCUAGACUUGAACAUAGCAGCUGAACACUUAUCGGUCCAAAAACGUCGUAUCUACGACAUCACAAACGUUCUAGAGGGUAUAGGAAUAUUAGAGAAGAGAUCCAAAAAUAAUAUACAAUGGAAAUAUGGCGCGGAGGCGGCGGGCGGCGGGUCUCGCGCGCGGCGGCUGCGGCGCGAGGUGCGGGCGCUGGGCGCGCGGCAGGCGCGGGUGAGCCGCGCCGUGGGCGUGGCGGAGCAGGCGCUGUCGGCGCUGUCGGCCGACCACGGCGCCCGCGCCUACAUCACCUACGCCGACCUGCGCUCCAUCCGCGACUUCCGCAACCAGACCGUCAUACCCAUCAAGGCGCCGCCCGACACACGGCUCAGCGUACCCCACCCUGACGAGAAAGGCUACAUGAUACAUUUGAAGUCUAUGUCAGGUGAAAUCGAAGUCUACCUCUGUCCAAAAGAACGUCCUCCUUCGCCCGCAUCAACGUCGGGCGCGUUGCCGUCGGACCCGCUGCUAGAAGACAACAAGGCGUUGCUAGCGCCGCUCAUAGCGUUGCUGCAGUCCAAACCUUCUAGUUCUAUCGCCGCUGACUUCACGACGCCAAUAAAGCGCGAGCCGGUGAGCUCUCGGCCGUCGUCGCCGCUGGUGCAGGCGCCCUGCGUCACCGACCCCACCAUGCCGCUGGCCGCCGCCGCCCGCGCCGCGCGGGCUGCACUGGCCGAGCACUCGCACGCGCCGCACGUGACGCACACGCCGGCCACGCCGCACGACGCGCACACCACGCACCACGACGUGCUACACACGCCUGACAGCGGUAGCGCGCGAGGUCGACUGCGGAACGCUCUCAUAGCAGACAGCGACGACUUCGCCCCCAUCAUGGGCGGCGGCCGCUUCCAACUGCAGACGGAGGACCAGGAGUCAGAACCGCUGGAGUUGGAGCCGUUCCUGGCGCUGGAGCCGCCGAUGUCUGCAACGGACUACGGGUUCUGCCUCGACCACGACGAGGGGCUCUCCGAGCUGUUCGACUUCGAGUUCUAGUGCCGCGCGGCUCCAGCCUGCCGCGACAUCUCCAUCUCACUGCUAACCCGUCACCACAGUGCUACACUUGUGACAAACACUCCAGGUGUUGUUACUAUGCCGGUCCAUUCUCAACAACCUCGACAGUUUGAAGUGACAUUGAGAUGAUCGUGGUUUUAUUUACAGAACACUCUCAUAGUUUACUUAUUAGGUGUACAAGCAGGCAACUGUUGUGUGAGCAUUUAAGCCUAAUAUUUGUGCAGUAGCAACCCCCAAGACCAACGGAAAGCAAGCUAGCGUCAAAUAAGCAAUACGUAAGGCCAUUUUCUAGUGUUUUUGAUAAAUGUUUUUAAAGUUUAUUUUCGUUAUGUCGCGAGUAUGAUAUUGAUGCCAUUUUAUUUACGGGUAUAACACUCAUCAUGUUGAAUUUGUUGUUAUGUAUCCGAACUUGCUUGCGAUUAGUUUAGGAAAUCACAUUUUACUUUUAAUCGCUUCAUACUAAUAAAAGGAUGCGCCAGCGUUGGCAUUCGAGCGACUAAGUGAGAACGUGAACGUAUUAGGGCUAAAUAAUAGUUGCAGAGCUACUCUGCCAAUACUUGGCCCAGCUUCUUAAAUAUUUAGUGAGCCAGAUUCCCUGUAAAUAGCUAGUAAAAUAUGAGAGUGUUCUAUAAAUGCAAUAAGUGUGGCAAUGAACAUUAACAUCGCGCUCUUAGUUGUUAAAAUUGAUUUCGACGUAAAUUAUUUAGUUGGAUUGUUUUGUGACGUAGGUAUUUAACUAAUGCUCUGUUCUGUGGGACUGUAGGCGGCGCGGACUGGUAUGAUACGAUAGUUUACAGCAGAUCUCUGAGGUUCCAGCUCACACCGAGAAUGUUGUUCUAUUUCACUCGCUACGAGAUCACGAAGGGGACAAUUUAUUCGUAACACGGCCGCGCAAAAUAACUAGAUGUACGUAAGUUCUUUAUUAUUAAGGUAGAGUCUGUAGGUAGUGUUAUGGAACAUUCUCAGUAGUAGCCGGGGUUAUAGACUACAGUUUACUUCUUACAGUCGACAAACUACAACCUCGAACACUCCCAAUCUGAAAAACAUGGUGCUAAUUUCAUUUCUUCAUCUAAUAUCGUCAACUACAGUCCUACAUUAUUGGAAUAACUGAACGCUUAUAAUGAAAAUGUUCCUUGAAGGUGAUCUAAUUGAUUUAUUGUGGUAUUACUGAGUUGAGUACCGACGACCACUGGCGGGUCCUCGUCUGAGACGACACGUGGUCGACAUCCGAGGCGGGCGCAUACUGCGGACACCAAGCCGUCACACUUUAUACAACUUUGUAAAUAUAACACAUGCCAAGAUUUUUAUGCGAUCUCCAUAGUUUGUUUUUGACCCGCGAGUAGACAGAAGACAGUACACCUGCAGUAUGCCCCGCCGGGCGCCGCGCCGUGUACAUAGCGCUCAAGAGGCGCGGCGCCUGUACUGUCUGUACUGUUACUGUACAUAUACACUAAUGAACGGUGAUAUCUUAGCGGCCUUCGAUUUUACUUGUAAAGCUAGCUCUUAGUGUUCCAUACGUCAUACGUUCACGUUAGGCCUGUCGUUUGCGUACUGCACAUUGUUCCGUUAUCGAUAUUACUGAUUUGCCAAAUAUUUAGUUAAUACCUGAGUUUGUCAUUUAAGUUUCAUAAUGGGUUCGUUUAGUUGUCAUUGUAAAUAGUGUCGGGCAGGGCGGGAGCGCGGCGAACGUCAACAUUAUCAUUUCGAUAAAUAUAAUUUUGAAUGUUUAAGUACAAAGUGCGAUGCCGCGAUACCCGUCUUACCGUGUAUGUAAGUACAUUACUCGAACGCGUUGGCCCGCCUCCGCUCUGCCGUUUUUGAAUAGUGUACAGCACAAAUGUCAUUGUAAAAAAACCUAUUAAUAAGUGCAUAUCAAAAUAAUUUUAAUGUUAGAGUUAAUUUGGAGAUGUUUGUGAGCGGCUUGAGUGAGGGAGGCGCGGAGUGUCGGACACAGGCAGGCGGAACCUGGUUGCAAUACUAGUGCACGUAGUUAGGACGGAAGAGGGCGAAAUUAUUAUUUUAAACGUUUAGUUCUCCACUUUACAUUAGUUACAUUCCGUGCCCUUGUAACAACAAGCAAGAGAUCCCGCGUCUUCCAGGCAAUUGUACAUAUUAAGAUUUCGAUUCAUUCUCGAGAUUAGACUGAGAACGUGGGUUUAUGAUUAUCACGUUACUAUCAACAAUAAUAACUGCACGUCGAUACGCAUAACAUGUUCAAACUACGAGGAGUUCGGACACAAGGGCGCGGAACUAUCUCGCUGUAGCAAGUGUAAACACAUGCGACUACGUCCCGCCAGACUACCCGCUAAUAGUAUUCAAUCACUAUGUUUAUUUAUACCAUUAUUUGCGUUAUCAGGACGGUUCGUGAUUACACCUGUCGACAAAACAACAAAAGGGAUGGCUGCUAGCUUUUAUAUUGGACUGUUUCAAUCGUGACCAUCACGAAGAAAUUCUUUAAGAAUUUAUUUGAUCGUGUUAACGCACAUAAAUUAUAACAAAUAAUCUUUCUUAAUUUUUCUAGAAUUGCGCACCAUCUCCUUUUGUUGAUGGAUAUGUACGAAUUCGAUGUAAUUUCAGUAAACCUGUACAGUACGUCAGCUCUGUUGUGCUAUAACGUUUUCAAUGAAAUGAAAUCUUACUACAAAUGAAUUUAGAACAUUUUUCGUUUCAACAUCGUUAUCAUUAAGUUUUAUUUCGGUUUGAUAGGAUUUUAUCUUUUUCGUUUGAAUAUUGUAUGAAGAAAAUUUUGUUACAAAUAUCUUUUUGAAAUCAUAAAAAAUAAGUAAGCAUUUGUUUUUGCGGCGCUCGUGAAGUACCUUAUUCUAAAAUGACAAGUUUUUGAUAUCUGCAAGAUACUUUAGUUACCUCAUGUCAUGUUCCUUAAAUAUCGUCGUGAAAUCGGUAGAUAUACUAUCGAGUUCGUUGAUAUGCCUAGCAUUUUAAUGCAGCGGACAAACUGCCUAGUUGAGGAAUAUCGGUACCUGAAUGUCGAUCUUUAAGGAACACAAUCAUGUAAUCAACGCGUAGGUUGCUGUAGCCUAUGCAAUCGUUUUGUUCGGCUUGAUGCCGCCCUUCCGUAGGGGUGGCGGUUUAAUUUUAAAUUGUUUACGACACAAAUUCUGGGGCCAAACGUACGAGAAAAAGAAGUACAAAUUAUUAACAAAAAUUUUCUCGUAAUUUAGUUAAGGUUUUUACGCUACUUCCAUAGUAGGCGUCAUUCGAUGUUUCGUUCUUUACGAAUGAGUUUGUUAACACUGAGCAAUGGUUAUGUUAACGCAUUACACUGUAUAAUGUUAGUGCAGGUUUGACUUCACUCGCUUUUUAAUAUAUGGAAAUUAUUUAUUGCAAUCGCGCAUGUCUUGUAUAUCAAAAAUCAAUAAAUUGGAAAUGAUUUGUAUUUAUAUAAAAUCAGCUUUCUGCCAGUACUUUAUUAACAGUCUGUCUUACGAAACAGUUUAUCUGACAAAUUUUACCAUGAGGUAGGUCAAAUAGAAAUUAAAUCAUAGAGUAUCUGUCGAGACCCUGUAAACCAGACUGUUUAUAUUUACUGUUAGCAGACUGCCUUCCUAAUCAAUCCUGUAAUUUGUUAAGAUAGCCUCAUAAUUUUACGCUUACAUAAUAGCUGUCAGUAUUUUUAUAUUUCAGUUGAAUACAUUGGAAUAUACUCAUAACUUGUUUCCACUCUGCUUCGAUAGUUUGAUGAGGAUCUCAAAUUAAAAUGUUCGUAUUGUUUGUCUAAGUUAAUAUGUGAAACUAUCGACGUGGGGCACAACUGUUACAACGAUUUUAGUCCGUACAUAAUAACGUCAGUUCGACGGUCCACAGGGUCCUAAUGUAGUAUUUCAAUACAGACAAUAUUAAACUUAAAUUGGAACUUCAGAUUGAGUGGCGACGUAGACCCACUGUUUACAAUUUGUGGUGCGGGAUACACACAGAUAUCACUGGUAGUAUUCUAUCUUAUUUCUUGUCUGUAGAUGUACUUAUUUUGUUUAUAAACUGCGAGGUAGCCUAGUGUGAACAUUGUCAAUGAAAGGGUUGUAACCAGACAAGUUAAGUUUUGCUCGUAGAUGCAGACUGUCUGCUGUAUAAUAUGAAAUGGAGACUUCAUCGGCAAGUUUUGUGUAAUACUUUAUCUGGUUUUAAUAUAACAAAUUGAAGGUGCAAUGUUAUAAAUAUGUAUUUAUAGUGUGUGUGAGCGCGGAGGGACGGAGAGCGGAACUCGCUCGGAGGUAACGAUACGCUUGUUUGCGCCAUUUGUUGUUGGUGUGAGGCCUGUUUGAUUUGUAUUCAUUUGUGUUGAAAGACUGAGGUUGAUUAUUCCAGUUUCGACGAACGUGCGAGUUAUUUGUUGAUUGAAUUUAAAUAUAAAGUCAUAUAUAUAGUUAGGUUAUAUUUUUUAAUAAAUAUAAUAUUGAGAUAUGUAAUAUA